Molecule: messenger RNA, 3344 nt
Organism: Lingula anatina
Lineage: Eukaryota; Metazoa; Brachiopoda; Lingulata; Lingulida; Lingulidae
Source: RefSeq, a predicted model, not a curated record
UAUUGGUGGUGUCAUGACAGACUGGUGUCUGCAGUAUGUAGAAGUUUCCGAAGGACACUACAAUUUUUCCUGUCAAAAUCAAAACGACUGUCCAGAACAAUCUUAUAAAACAAAUUCAUUGUGCGUCCUAGUCCAGGAACUAUAUUUGAAUUCAUCGUGUAACAACAAUGGUACUUUUUUAAAUGCGUCUGUUAUAAAUCAGCUAUGCAGUGACGAAAAUUUCACAAUUCCGUGCAUCAAUUUUACUGUAAUAGAAAAAACAGACAUUUGUCAACCCUGCCAUGACAGUUGUUCCUCAUGCAGUGGUCCAGGAGAGAAGAACUGCACUGAAUGUAAAACGGGUUUUCAUCGCUCAUUUUCUCCUGUGACAACCACAGCAAUAAGUACAAGCACAACAAGUACAACAUUAUCCAGUACAAUUGUGACUGAUGUUACUGAUGCUUACGACAAUGUGACAAUGCAUUCCAGUCGAGGAUCUAGGAGCAAAAGAGGAAUCACUGACAGUUACAAUGAUACAACAAAUACAACACCAAUGACAACAUCAUCAACAACAGAGCCAACUACUGCAGCAAUGACAACAGGCGUACCAACCAUACGGCAAUGCGUGCCAUGCCAAGAUACUUUUGACCAGGAUAUCUCUGUUGACCACUUGGUGAAAAAAUGCACCGAAUGGCUAAAAUCUGGAAUGCCUCCAGUAGAAAUAAUUCAUAUCAUCAAAAGGUGUUCAAAUAAAAAUGUCACUAUACCUAACGCCAAUGCUACAUGGUGCUGCCCUCCUCGAUGCAAAGACGACUGCCUUUCCGAUGGUUCUUGCAUGGAAAGUACAACUACACCUCCUACACAGCCCCCAUUCUUGGACAAAUACCUAUAUAUCAUCAUAGGAGGUGGCUGUGGAGCGGUGGUGUUGGUAGUGUUAAUUGUAGUGGUAGUGGUUGUGUGUGUUAGGAGGAAGAGGAGAAGAAAGAACCAUGCUCCGCCUCCACUCCCUGGAUUGGAGGAAUUGACCCAAGGGAGGAACAACGACAUCAAAGAAGAGGAGAUGGAGGGAGCGGUGGGGCCACUGUGUCCAGGGAUUCAGUCGCAAGAUAUUUUGAGAAAACAUGAGAUGAUAACAAGAUACACGCCAGAUCCUCUUAGAAAAUUCCCAGGCGAGACCAAAGACAAUCAGACAGCCAAUGAGGAAGAGGAUGACCUUCCAACGUAUGGCAAUGUUGAUGAGACAGAGGAUUUACCAACCUACGGCAAUGAAGCCUUUGUUCGGUCAACUGUGCACUUACGUGGUAAGAAAGAUCCACUCAGUGAGCAACAGGAAUUGCCCAUAUAUGGUAAUGUAGAAGAUGAGCAGCAGGAUCUGCCCAUAAAUGGUAAUGUGGAUGACGGGCAGCAGGAUCUGCCUGUGAAUGGUAUUGAAAUGUCAGAGUUAAAUGAUUUACCGACAUAUGGCAACAUGGAAUCCAAUGAAAAGGAGCUUCCUGUGUAUGGCAACGAAGAGUUUCAGGAUGGUGUUAAUAUCCGCAGUACUGUAGGUGGCGCUGUUCAGAAACAUGACAGACCACCAACUUAUAUAAACUUAGAUAAGAAACAACAGGAAGAGUUUCAAAGAAUUUUCGGCGUUGGAAACGCUGAAAACACACAACCAGAAGAAGAGUCAGAGCUACAAACUUUCUCCGAUAAUAAAAGAGAUGAGGUGCCCACAGAGGCAACAAUGAGGGAUCCACAUGGGAGUACAAGAAGUAUGAUUUCAGAUCUUUCUGAGGCUUUUAAAAGAUUCAAAAUGAGUCAACAUAACUCUAAAAGUGCCUCUAGAAAACAGUUGAUCGACCUUGAGGAAGAAGACACAAAAACAAAUGAAAAUUCGUCUGACAGUAGUCUUUUACCAGAGGAAUCAUACGAAAAUUUGUCUGGGGAAGCAAUGAGAACAGGGCACACUGCAGUUCAAGAGGAAGAUGAAAUCUAUGAGAAUUUUCAAGUGAGCAGACGUCACUGAAUCCAGUUGAACAGACGCCAUAGAAACCAGUCGAGCAGACGACGUAGAAUCCUUGUUUAUAUAAUAAUAUCUUUAAUUCGUAUUAAAUUGUGAUGUGACGUUAAGUUUUUGAAGUCAUUUUAACAGCAUUCAAGUCCCAUUUUAUCCAGUACCAAUCAUUAUUGCUUUGAAUCCAUUUUAACAAUCUCCCUCUCAACAGACAGAUAUUUAAUUAUGUAAAAUUUUAGAAAAUAUAAUUAUCUAAAGAGGGAUUCUUUACAGAUGUUUAUUCUGUAAAAAAAUUGUAAUAGUUGUCCAUACAUAAGUAUUUGUUAUUUACAUAAUAUAAUUUUGUUCUGUCACAUUAUAUAAUUACUUACCUAAGGGAGGUUGGAAUAUGCUAAAUAUCAGAACUGUUGAACAGUUUAUCAGGCUUUGUUACAAUGAAGAGUCCACUAAGUCAUACCAUCAUAUUUCAUAUAUUUUCAUAACAGAAAGUUAAACACGUAAGAAAAUUCAGUAAAAAUGCAACACACUAUAUUUUUAUUAUAUGUGUAAGUAUUUGGCUUGUUGGACUUUAUCAAAUUGAACUUAUAAUUUUUUGCACUGCCUUUAACGAGAAACCACAGCAUUUUAGAGCUGUAUAGAUGUUGUGCUGCUAGCUAGCACUGUUUAGAAAAUAAGAUAUAUAUAUAUAUUAUUAAUUGCUCAAUGACAAUUAUUCUAGACAAACUUACCAAGAGUGUAAUAAUUCCAGUUAUGUGACACAAAGAAGUUGUAAUAAUUUUGUUAGAAUUCAUUUUCUUCCUUAUUUUUUUUUUUAAUUUUUCAAUAGUGUCACUCCCAUUUUAUUUAAUUUUAUGAUUAAUAAUUGAAUAAUUAAUACAAGUCUCACUUGAAGUCAUGUCACAAUGCAAAGUCCAUAUCAUAAAGUCAUAUUUUCUCUAAGGGACAGGUGCUGCAGCAUAAGCCCAUCUCCAUUUUCAAUCAUUUGUGAACAUAAAAUUAAUUUGCUUUUAUAUCCUGUAAUUGUGUGCAUUACGCUGAAUUGAAAUUAUUCAAGUCAAAUGUUUUUCUACUCCACUUAUUCUAAUUCCUUAAAAGGAAAAUAUUGCCUUAAAAGGGAAGAACAGCCACUGCUCUAAAUCGAAGGUGUUCUAUGCAGAAACUCCACUCUACUUCUGCCAAUAUUUUCUUGAAAGAAAAAUAGUACCCCGAACAAAAAAGAAAAAAAAAACAACCUAAUACAAAAUAAAACUUGAAAUUUAAAGAACUAAGAGAGCACAGACAUCUACCAUGACAGCUUAGACCCCAUUCCCACAGAUUUUAGAUAGAUCUAUCAGUGGGGAGUCUCACUCGAUUACUGUCAGCUUAGUCG